AUGGCUUCUCCGGGCCUUCUCGCCGGUCAGGAUCGACCUCAGACACCGAAAAUCUCAUCCAACUUUGAUCCUCCAAACAGUGGUAAGGCUGCGGUUCCUUUGGGUUAUGAUAAAGAUACACCAACUAAGGUUUUGCCUGGUAGGGUUUCGCCUGCUAGGGGUGAGGAUACUCGGACUGUCACGUCGGGAACGCACGCAAAUCCUAUUCAGGCUGCAGGGAACAACACUUUGAAUCCGGUUGCAAAAUCCUACGCGGAAGUUUCUUCAGUGGAAGAAUUUCAAUUUGCGUUAAUCGGACGCAUUCUCUUGAGGAAGGGAGACAAGCCACGACCUUAUGGGGACAUUAAGAAGGAACUUCAGGAACUAUGGAACAUUCAAGGCCCCUGGAAUCUGAUUCCUAUGGGCAAGGGAUAUUAUACGUGCAAGUUCUCCAUAGCCGAUGAUAAAAGUAGGGCAAAGAAACAAUUGCUUUGGGAACUUCCAACAGGAUCGAUCAGACUUCGCGAGUGGGCGAAGGUUUUUGACCCUUACAAGGAGGUGUCUUCUCUUUGUCACACGUGGGUGCAUAUUUAUUAUCUCCCUGUGGAAUGUUGGCAUCCAGAGGUGAUUAUCGGGAUCAGUCGACACAUUGGGCUACCUAUCAAAAUUGAUAACGCCUCCGUGGAAGGACAAUUUGGUCACUUUGCGAGGAUUUUGCUUGAGAUUGAUCUUGCUCUGCCGCUUCAAGAAUCAUUACUUGUUAACUGUGAUGAAGGAUCGUUUUAUGUUGAAUUUGUUUACGAACAACUGCCCCAUUAUUGUACUCGGUGCAAGAUAACAGGACACUCGAUAGACAAGUGCAAAAAAGCGGAACAAAGAGACAGUAAAGCGAGGAAUGUGAAUAAAGAAAACCAACAGCCACAAAGCAAGGAGAAAACGGCAGCUGUUCCUUCAAACAACCAGGAGAAUUGGAAAGUAAAGGAGGCUGAGGUGGUUACUAAUGAUAAGGAAAAGGACGGAAACUUAUCGACGGACAUGAACAUUGUGGAGCACCAAAAUGUUUUCGAGGCUCUUGAAGGGAUUGUGGAGGAUAUUAAUGAGGAAGAGGAGGGACUUGAAGAGGAAUGUUACAUCAUGGAUGGUACGGACGCUGCUGUGGAGGAUGGAAAGGGUGUGGAGGAUUUUGAGGAGGAACGGGACAUUAUGGGGGACACCGGAGCGGGGAAAGGAAAAGGCCCAUAG
This is a messenger RNA of Salvia miltiorrhiza (redroot sage), 1221 nucleotides long. RefSeq lists its product as uncharacterized. The record is from RefSeq and is a predicted model, not a curated record. Lineage: Eukaryota; Viridiplantae; Streptophyta; Magnoliopsida; Lamiales; Lamiaceae. The transcript is spliced from 2 exons. Bases 1 to 1221 code for a protein of 406 amino acids.